CAAUUUUUUUUUCUUGUAGGUCCGAGGCUACCCAGAGCCCCAGGUAACAUGGCACAGAAACGGACAAACCAUCACCAAUGGGGGCCGCUUCCUGCUGGACUGUGGAGUGCGAGGGACUUUCAGCCUUAUGAUUCACACUGUCCGUGAGGAGGACAACGGGAAAUAUACCUGUGAAGCUAGCAACAGCAGUGGUGCCCGCCAGGUGACAGUGGAGCUGACCGUAGAAGGGAAUUUUAUGAAGAAGCAUGGACAGCCUGUUCUCCCCAAAACCUCAGGAUUUUCAGUGGAGACUCGUCCUAGCAUGUGGGGCGAGUGCCCACCAAAGUUUGCCACCAAGCUGGGCAGAGCUGUGGUCAAAGAAGGGCAGACGGGGCGAUUCUCCUGCAAGAUUACUGGCCGCCCUCCGCCACAGGUCACCUGGCUCAAGGGAAAUGUCCCACUGCAGCCAAGUGCUCGUGUGUCGAUGUCAGAGAAGAAUGGUACGCAGAUCCUGGAAAUCCAUGAGGUCACUCAGGAUGACAUGGGUGUGUACACGUGCAUGGUGGUGAAUGGGUCAGGGAAAGCCUCCAUGUCAGCGGAGCUCUCUAUCCCAGGUUUGGACAAUGCCACUAGGUCAUUUGGGAGAGGAUCCAAGGUCCCCAGUCCAGACAUCAGGAAGGAGGUGACCAAUGGAAUCUCCAAAGACCCAGAGACUGUGGCUCAAAGUAAGAACUGCUCGAGCCCCGAGAGGACCGGCUCCUCAGCCUGGGCCACAAGCAGCCACCUGAAGUCCCUGCAGGAGCCCACGGUGAAGAUGUGUGAGGAUUCUCUCAGAAAGAUGGUGCAGUCCUCCGCCCUGCAGAAGACCUCCAGCACCAUCACCCUGCAGGCUGUGAAGGCCCAGCCAGAAGCGAGAGCGCAGGGCUUAGGGGCCUUCUCUCCUUCACGAGAAGAGAGGAAGAGUCUGGCCGCCCUUCAGCAAGCCACACUCCCUACCAGACAAUGUGGUCUGGAAGGCUCGACUGGGAACAAGUCUGUUAGCAGGAACAUCCCCACAGAGAGCCAAAGGAAGUCCAUGAUGCCCAAAUUUGAGAAUCAGCCCCAAAGCCAAGAAGUCACUGAAGAGCAACCAGUCAAGUUCAUUUGUGAGGUUUCAGGGAUACCAAAGCCAGAAGUGGCCUGGUUCCUGGAAGGCAUCCCUGUGAAGCGACAAGAAGGCAUCACUGAGAUUUAUGAAGAUGGUGCAGCCCAUUACCUGUGCCUGCCGAGAGCCCGGAGGAGGGACAGUGGGAGGUACAGCUGCACAGCAUCCAAUAGCCUGGGCCAAGUGUCCUGCAGUUGGACCCUCCUGGUGGACCGGCGGAACAAGGCACAGAUGGCCCCUUCAUUCUCUAGUGUCCUGAAGGACAGUGUUGUCAUUGAGGGCCAGGAUUUUGUGCUGCGAUCCUCUGUACAGGGGACCCCAGUACCCCGGGUCACUUGGCUGUUUAAUGGGCAGCCCAUCCAGUUUGCUCACUCCGUCUAUGAGGCUGGCGUGGCUGAGCUCCACAUCCAGGAUGCCCUGCCAGAGGACCGUGGCACCUAUACCUGCCUGGCUGAGAAUGCCUUGGGGCAGGUAUCCUGCAGCGCCAGGGUCACCGUCCAAGAAAAGAAAAAUGAAGGAGAGAGGGAACACCUUCUAUCCCCAGCUCCCAGCAAGCUGGUUGCGCCCAUCUUCCUGCAAGGCCUCUCUGAUCUCAAAGUCAUGGAUGGAAGCCAGGUCACUAUGACAGUCCAGGUGUCAGGGAACCCACCUCCCGAAGUCAUAUGGCUUCACAACGGAAAUGAGAUCCAGGAGUCAGAGGACUUCCACUUCGAGCAGAAAGAUGGCCGGCACAGCCUGUGUAUCCAAGAGGUGUUCCCGGAGGACACAGGCACAUAUACCUGUGAGGCCUGGAACAGUGCUGGGGAGGUCCGCACCCAGGCCAUACUCACCGUGCAAGAGCCUCAUGAUGGCACCCAGCCCUGGUUCAUCAGCAAGCCUCGUUCGGUCACAGCCUCCCUGGGCCAGAGCGUCCUUAUCUCCUGCGCCAUAGCUGGGGACCCCUUUCCCACGGUGCGCUGGCUCCGAGACGGCAAAGCCCUCUCCGAGGAUACUGGCCACUUUGAGCUGCUUCAGAAUGAAGACGUGUUCACCCUGAUUCUAAAGAACGUACAGCCCUGGCAGGCCGGCCAGUAUGAGAUCCAGCUCAAGAACCGGGUUGGCGAGUGCAGCUGCCAGGUAUCACUGAUGCUGCAGCACAGUCCUACAAGAGCCCCACCACGGGGGCGGGAGCCUGCCGGCCGUGAGGGCCUCUGUGGUGGAGGAGUUGGUGCUCUUGGUGAUGGUGACCCUGAUGGCACCCUGAGGCCUGGCAGGCCAGCAAGAGGGCACGGUUGGCCAGAGGAGGGAGACAGGGAAGACGACGUGAGGGGGCUGUUGAAGAGACGGGUGGAGACCAGGCUGCACACAGAAGAGGCCAUCCGCCAGCAGGAGGUGGGGCAGCUGGACUUUCGUGACCUUCUUGGAAAGAAGGUGAGUACCAAGGCGGUAUCAGAAGAAGACUUGAAGGAGAUCCCAGCUGAGCAGAUGGAUUUCCGCGCCAACCUUCAGCGGCAAGUGAAGCCAAAGACUGUAUCCGAGGAAGAGAGGAAGGUUCAUAGUCCCCAGCAGGUUGACUUCCGCUCUGUCCUAGCCAAGAAGGGGACCCCUAAGACCCCCAUUCCUGAGAAGGCACCACCUCCGAAAGCUGCCACCCCAGACUUUCGCUCAGUGCUAGGUGGCAAGAAAAAGUCACCCGCUGAGAAUGGCAGCAACAACGCCGAGGUCUUGAACGUCAAGGCUGGGGAAAGCCCCACACCUAUAGGCAAUACACAGCCGGUUGGGGCCCCGAAACCCACAGGCAAUGCCAAACCUGCUGCUGAGAGCCCCAAACCCAUAGCCAACGCGCAGCCCGCGGGGUCCCCGAAAACCAUAGGCAAUGCACAGCCUGCCAAGACCCAGAAGCCGGUGGCCAAUGCCAGGCCUGCUGAGACCCUGAAGGCAGCUGGGAGAGAAGAACUCAAGGAGGUUAAGAACGAUCUGAACUGUAAGAAAGGGCAUGUCGGAGCCAUAGGCAACGAGAAAAGACCCGAGAGCCAAGGCUCAGCCCCAGUCUUCAAGGAAAAGCUACAAGACAUCCAUGUGGCUGAGGGGGAGAAGCUGCUACUCCAGUGCCAGGUGACCUCUGAUCCCCCCGCCACUGUCACCUGGACGCUGAAUGGAAAGACACUCAAGACCACAAAAUUCAUCAUCCUCUCCCAGGAAGGAUCCCUCUUCUCCCUCUCCAUCGAGAAGGCGCUGCCUGAGGACAGGGGCUUGUACAAGUGUGUUGCCAAGAACAGCGCCGGCCAGGCCGAGUGUUCCUGCCAAGUCACUGUGGACGAUGCUCGGACAAGUGAGAACACCAAGGCCCCGGAGAUGAAAUCCCGGAGACCCAAGAGCUCUCUUCCCCCUGUGCUAGGAACAGAGAGUGAUGCAACUGUAAAAAAGAAACCUGCCCCCAAGACACCUACGAAAGCGGCCAUGCCCCCUCAGAUCAUCCAGUUCCCUGAGGACCAGAAGGUCCGCGCAGGAGAGCCUGUGGAGCUGUUUGGGAAAGUGGCUGGUACCCAGCCCAUCACUUGCACAUGGAUGAAGUUCCGAAAGCAGAUCCAGGAGAGCGAGCACAUCAAGGUGGAGACCAGCGAGAGUGGCAGCAAGCUCACCAUCCUGGCAGCGCGCCAGGAGCACUGUGGCUGCUACACACUGGUGGUGGAGAACAAGCUGGGCAGCAGGCAGGCCCAAGUCAACCUCACGGUCGUGGAUAAGCCAGACCCCCCCGCUGGUACACCUUGUGCUUCGGACAUCCGGAGUUCCUCGCUGACCCUGUCCUGGUACGGGUCUUCGUAUGAUGGAGGCAGUGCCGUACAGUCCUACAAUGUUGAGAUCUGGGACACAGAGGACAAGAUGUGGAAAGAGCUAGCCACGUGCCGCAGCACCUCUUUUAAUGUCCAGGACCUGCUGCCUGACCGCGAGUAUAAAUUCCGGGUGCGGGCGGUCAACGUCUAUGGUACCAGCGAGCCAAGCCAGGAGUCGGAGCUCACAGCUGUGGGAGAAAAGCCUGAGGAGCCAAAGGACGAAGUGGAAGUGUCAGAUGAUGAUGAAAAGGAACCUGAGGUCGAUUACCGGACAGUGACGGUCAACACUGAGCAGAAAGUAUCUGAUGUGUAUGACAUUGAAGAGCGACUCGGAUCUGGGAAGUUUGGACAAGUCUUCCGCCUUGUGGAAAAGAAAACUGGAAAAAUUUGGGCAGGCAAAUUCUUCAAGGCCUAUUCUGCCAAGGAGAAGGAGAACAUCCGGCAGGAGAUUGGCAUCAUGAACUGCCUUCACCACCCCAAGCUGGUCCAGUGUGUGGAUGCCUUCGAGGACAAGGCCAACAUAGUCAUGGUUCUGGAGAUCGUGUCAGGGGGUGAGCUGUUUGAGCGCAUCAUUGAUGAGGACUUCGAGUUGACGGAGCGAGAGUGCAUCAAGUACAUGAGGCAGAUCUCAGAAGGGGUGGAGUACAUCCACAAGCAGGGCAUUGUGCAUCUGGACCUCAAGCCCGAGAACAUCAUGUGCGUCAACAAGACAGGCACCAAGAUCAAGCUCAUUGACUUCGGUCUGGCACGAAGACUAGAGAAUGCUGGGUCUCUGAAGGUCCUCUUUGGGACCCCAGAGUUUGUGGCUCCUGAAGUGAUCAACUAUGAGCCCAUUGGCUACGCCACAGACAUGUGGAGCAUCGGGGUCAUCUGCUACAUUCUGGUCAGCGGACUCUCCCCCUUCAUGGGUGACAAUGAUAAUGAGACUUUAGCCAACGUCACCUCAGCCACCUGGGAUUUUGAUGAUGAGGCAUUCGAUGAGAUCUCCGAUGAUGCAAAGGAUUUCAUCAGUAACUUGCUGAAGAAAGACAUGAAAAACCGUCUGGACUGCACCCAGUGCCUUCAGCACCCAUGGCUGAUGAAGGACACCAAGAACAUGGAGGCCAAGAAGCUGUCCAAGGACCGGAUGAAGAAGUACAUGGCAAGAAGGAAGUGGCAGAAAACGGGCAAUGCUGUGAGAGCCAUUGGAAGACUGUCCUCUAUGGCAAUGAUAUCAGGGCUCAGUGGCAGGAAGUCCUCGACAGGGUCACCGACCAGCCCCAUCAACGCAGAGAGACUAGAGUCUGAAGAAGAUGUCUCCCAGGCUUUCCUUGAGGCUGUUGCUGAGGAGAAAGCCCAUGUAAAGCCAUAUUUCUCUAAGACCAUUCGUGACCUGGAAGUGGUGGAGGGGAGCGCUGCUAGAUUUGACUGCAAGAUUGAAGGGUACCCGGACCCUGAAGUUGUCUGGUUCAAGGAUGAUCAGUCAAUCCGGGAGUCCCGCCACUUCCAGAUAGACUACGACGAGGACGGGAACUGCUCCCUGAUCAUCAGCGAUGUCUGUGGGGAUGACGAUGCCAAGUACACCUGCAAGGCUGUCAACAGCCUCGGAGAAGCCACCUGCACCGCAGAGCUCAUCGUUGAGACCAUGGAGGAAGGGGAAGGGGAAGGGGGGGAGGAGGAGGAGGAAGAAGAGUGAAACAAAGCCCAACAGGAGCAGUUCCUAUGUCAUUUUUAAAGGACUAACUCCUUAGAGCUCAAAAAACUCAAGCUAGAAAAGGCACUUAGUGUGGUAGAUUCUCUAGUUAGGUCAUUUGGAGGUUGAAUCGUCAGCAACAGCGGUUGAUACCUAGCAGUGUUAUUGAUGGGCAUUAAUUUGAAUUAGACAGCACCUUAAAGCCCUAGUGCAGCUAGAUUCCAUUUGGGGGAAAUCACCAGCAACUUGCCUGACCAAUGUAUUUUAUAGGGAAAAUAGCUAAAAGAAAUAUUUACCUGGAAAAAUUCCCAACUGAAUGCACCCUAAAAAAAAUAAAGCUGCCAUCAGGGCCCCUGAGCCUCUUGCUGCAGUUCAGCCCAGAUUCCCUGGAGAUAGAAUGUCUCCCCUCCCCAGCCCAGCCCACCCCACCCCACCCCUCC
Messenger RNA from Acomys russatus (golden spiny mouse), 6048 nucleotides. RefSeq names its product myosin light chain kinase (gene Mylk). Gene Ontology annotation, biological process: protein phosphorylation. Bases 128 to 5611 code for a protein of 1827 amino acids. The record is from RefSeq and is a predicted model, not a curated record. Gene Ontology annotation, molecular function: protein binding; protein kinase activity; ATP binding. Lineage: Eukaryota; Metazoa; Chordata; Mammalia; Rodentia; Muridae. The transcript has 30 exons.